AUGUCAAGGGAUGCACAAGACGUGUGGACUCUGAAGGAGAAGGAGGUCGCCAUGUUCACGAAGCUGCUGAUGCUGCCGCCACGACACGUGCUGGAUCAUGGCUGGCCAUCGUCAAAGUGGCUGGAAAAACAGGAAUUCAAGAUAAAGAAUGGAUUCGAGGGCGAGAAAGGUGGCUGGUACCGCCUAACGAAGCGCCUGGAGCGAGAUAUGUCGACCAUCCAACAGAUGCGGGUCCUCUUGGCCGAGGCCACGGGAUUCCAGAAGAACAAAGUGCUGCCGCCGCGGGUUGAUGUGUGUUGGGUUCAUCGGAGCCUGUCGCCCUUCGUCAUACACGAGGUCUUUGAGUGCCUGGCCGAGGAGGUGACGUUCAAGACGGACGUGGUCCGCAGCUAUCGCGGUAUUGGGCAGACGGCGGGUCUAUCCGGGUUUGUAGAUCGCAUGACGGGCAUCAACAGCCUCUGGCUUAGUGAGGACGAAUUCGAUGAGACGUUCUGCCAAGACCAGGAGGGAGGAUGCGGGACCAAGGCCUCCCCAGACGCCAGCCGGUUCCUACCGCUACUCAAUGCCAUGCCGAGGAGAGCGCAGGACAAGCAGGGGCGCAGAGACCGCAGCAAGCCGCGACCUCGGCGAAGCUGCGAAGCCUGCGUGCUUGCCUUUGUUGGUGCACGAGGGAGGUUGCUGUCGGACCUCCGAGCACAGCUGCUCGCGCGGUCUCGGGUCGGCGGGAAGAUGCCUAGGUUACUACCCUUUGUCGAUGCAUGGAUACGCCACUUUGGCAGCACACGCGCAAAGCGGCUGCGCCUCCAGAGCGAAGACCUGUCAGGUCAAAUCGAGGCCGUCUUGCGCCACGAUGCAGACGAGCAACGGCAGAAUCGGCGAGGCAAAAAGGCACACAAUUCUAAGGGCCGCUCGGGUCAGGAUAGCCUCGGGGACUCGGCAAGAACCGCCGAGGGCGAAGACAAUGAGCUGGCUGGAUCGGAUCCAAGCGGCUCGGGCGUCCCACUACUGGAGAACCGUGUGGCCAGCACGCCUACCGCAAGGCCGCGAAGAGAUCGAGAGGCUAGGAAUCACUUUGCGGACGAAUGCUUUGGAAGCCAUUACCCCCAGGGGGUUGACGACUGUGAUGAUGGUCAGUACGUACCUACAGGCCCCGUUCCGUCGGACCCCAUCGUCGGUGGCUAUGCAGCACAGCAGGAGCGCUACGGUAUUGGUGACGGUUGUUAUCAUAGCAUCUAUUAUGACAACCCUCACGGCUACAGUCAUCGGGAGUACAAUAGCCAACCUGACGAUGACGCAGCGUUCAGCGACGAUGACUAUGACGGGCAGUAUACCCAACUGGGAGAGAACACUUCGGUUCGCCGGUUCGAGGAACGCAACGAUUACGAAGUGGAUGAGGACCAACAGUAUGUUGGUCCGCGGUCGCACUGGCGUGUGCCAAACAAGAAGGAGGAAGAAGAGGCCGCCGCCGAUGAAGAGAUGGAGCACGACGAAACAUGGGAUGUCCAGACUAGACUGCGAGAGUGGAGCUCUCGGCGUCAACUAGGCACAGAGACUACCGUGCCUUUUGACGACAAGCCGUUGAUGGCAUCUCAUACGAACCCUGGUGGUGAUGGUCUCGAGUCUACUUCAGCAAGCCACAAGGGGGCAUACGAACCCUCCUCAAACAGGACCAUGACGAACCUGAGCGCCAUCGUGCCGCCUCUCAGGCUGCGGGGCACCGGUGCCGACGGGGUUGCCGCCGAAGCGGACGAGGACGACGGAUACGAGUCGGACUCGUGGCGGUCUGCGUCUGUUAUGACCUGGGUGCAGAGCAGCCGGCAACCAGCAGCAUCGAUGGACGUGCCACCCGUGCCCAGGAUACCGUCCCAAUAUCAUGAGAGACGCUGUUCAAAGUUGCAGCAUAGCAUCGACCGCAACAGCUUCUAUCAACUACAGACUGCGUCUUCGAUAUACUCGGACAACGACACGGCGUCCACGGCUUCUUCGGUCACGGUCUACACCAACAUCAACAAGCCGGCCUCGACGCAUCUGCCCAUCCCGUUCAGAGAUCCUUUCGCCCAAGGCCAACAUAACAGCGGCCGCGCCAAGUCCAUAGUGUCCGAGGUCUCGGUGAGAACCCCAGUUCCGGCGAGGCGCAAUAACCAUCGUGACAGGCGCUGA
Messenger RNA from Pyricularia pennisetigena, 2160 nucleotides. RefSeq lists its product as uncharacterized. NCBI's taxonomy places the organism in Eukaryota, Fungi, Ascomycota, Sordariomycetes, Magnaporthales, Pyriculariaceae. Bases 1 to 2160 code for a protein of 719 amino acids. The record is from RefSeq and is a predicted model, not a curated record. The transcript has a single exon.